AUGCGUUCCAAGUUCAAGGACGAGCAUCCCUUCGAGAAGCGUAAGGCAGAAGCCGAACGUAUUCGUCAGAAAUAUGCCGAUCGCAUUCCUGUGAUCUGUGAGAAAGUCGAGAAGUCAGAUAUCGCGACCAUCGAUAAGAAGAAAUACCUUGUUCCCGCGGACCUGACUGUCGGCCAAUUCGUCUAUGUUAUUCGCAAGCGCAUCAAGCUGAGCCCAGAGAAAGCCAUUUUCAUCUUCGUCGAUGAGGUUCUGCCACCUACUGCCGCCCUCAUGAGCAGCAUCUACGAGGAGCACAAAGAUGAGGAUGGUUUCCUAUACAUCACAUACUCCGGCGAGAACACCUUUGGAGAAUCCUGA
Molecule: messenger RNA, 357 nt
Organism: Exophiala dermatitidis NIH/UT8656
Lineage: Eukaryota; Fungi; Ascomycota; Eurotiomycetes; Chaetothyriales; Herpotrichiellaceae
Product: autophagy-like protein 8
Exons: 3
Coding region: 1-357 (118 amino acids)
Biological process (GO): cellular response to nitrogen starvation; macroautophagy
Cellular component (GO): cytosol; autophagosome; fungal-type vacuole membrane
Molecular function (GO): phosphatidylethanolamine binding
Source: RefSeq, a predicted model, not a curated record